AUGUUCUUGCAGACUAUUCUGGCAGCCACGGCCUUUGGUGCCCUUGCCUCCGCCGCUCCGACCCAGUCGCGCAGCACUGGCGGGAAGCUAGCCGUCUAUUGGGGCGCAGAAGACCCGUCCACCACCCUGGACGACGUCUGCGGCGACAGCUCCUACGACAUUGUAAACCUGGCCUUUUUGAGCUACUUCUUCAAGGACGGUGGCUAUCCAGAACUCAGCAUCAGCACACUCGGCGGCCCCUCGGACGCGCAGCAGGCCGCCGGCGCCACAUCGCUCCAGGACGGCUCGGAGCUCGUGCCGGCCAUCCAAAAGUGCCAGAAGAACGGCAAGCGCGUCAUCCUGAGCAUGGGAGGCGCCCAGGGAUACGCGGACGUGACCCUGCAGAGCGAUGCCCAGGGCCAGCAGAUUGCGCAGACAAUCUGGGAUCUGUUCCUUGGCGGCACCAACAACGCCUCGCUUCGGCCGUUUGGGGAUGUGAAGCUCGACGGCGUGGACUUGGACAACGAAUCCGGCAACCCCACUGGCUAUGUAGCCAUGACCAAGCAGUUCCGCAGCCUCAUGAACUCGGACUCGAGCAAGCAGUACGUCCUGACGGCGGCUCCUCAGUGCCCGUUCCCGGACGCCUCGGAGCCCCUUGACGUUGUGCAGCUGCUCGACUACGUCUGGGUGCAGUUCUACAACAACGGCGACUGCAACAUUGCCCAGUCUGGCUUCAACGACGCCGUGCGCACCUGGAGCCAAGGGAUCGGGAAUGCGACGCUCUUUAUCGGUGCUUUGGCCAGUGGCGCAGACGGCGAUCAGGGAUAUGUUGAUGCGAGUACCUUCACCUCAGCCCUCCAGGGCGUGGAGGCGAUGAACCUGCCCAACUACGGUGGUGCGAUGCUUUGGGAGGCUCAGCUGGCUGUCAACAACGGCAACUACCAGCAGCAGAUUCGGGGCUCGCUUUGA
This is a messenger RNA of Akanthomyces muscarius, 948 nucleotides long. RefSeq lists its product as uncharacterized. The transcript is spliced from 2 exons. Gene Ontology annotation, biological process: carbohydrate metabolic process. Bases 1 to 948 code for a protein of 315 amino acids. The record is from RefSeq and is a predicted model, not a curated record. NCBI's taxonomy places the organism in Eukaryota, Fungi, Ascomycota, Sordariomycetes, Hypocreales, Cordycipitaceae. Gene Ontology annotation, molecular function: chitinase activity. Gene Ontology annotation, cellular component: extracellular region.